Molecule: messenger RNA, 1595 nt
Organism: Coregonus clupeaformis (lake whitefish)
Lineage: Eukaryota; Metazoa; Chordata; Actinopteri; Salmoniformes; Salmonidae
Product: CDGSH iron-sulfur domain-containing protein 3, mitochondrial-like
Exons: 3
Coding region: 224-616 (130 amino acids)
Cellular component (GO): intracellular membrane-bounded organelle
Molecular function (GO): 2 iron, 2 sulfur cluster binding
Source: RefSeq, a predicted model, not a curated record
GCGACCUCUACAUGACCAGCCUUUAGCUACACCAAAUCUCUGCUCGUCCUUAUCUCAAGUUCAGCUAACGUUGCUUGUUUGUGGUUGACGGCAUUUCAUUUUGUUGUUAAUUGUAUGUCACUAAUAUGAUGAAUACGUUGACUUUGAAGGCUUUAUUUGGUUGUAAAUAACUAUACAGAUUAGCAGCCGCAGACUACUUAAUAGCACGCACACACAAUCAAACAUGAACACGAUCAUAUCAGGCAGAGUGCGCAAAUUAGUUUCUGCAACCUUGAUACAACCUUGGAUAUUGCCGAUUAUUACCGCCCCAAAGGUCCAGCUCUCCACUCUACCCACUGAGCCUGUCAUCGCUGCCAAAAAGCCUUUCAAGGUGGAGCUUGUAGGUGGAAAGCGUCACUCAUGGUGCGCUUGUGGACAUAGCAAGAAACAGCCUUUCUGUGAUGGAGCCCACAAGACUAAAGCCCAGGGCCUGAUGCCUCUGCGCUUCGUCCCUGAGAAGGACUCCAAAGCUUGGCUGUGUGGCUGCAAGUACACCGCUAACCCACCAUACUGCGACGGCACUCACAAGCAGGAAUUCAUCCAGUCUGCCCUGCUCCCAGAGAACACAGACUCCUGAAUGGAUAGGAGCUGAUUAUUUUUGUCCAAUUAUCUGUGGUGUGGGUCCUCUGAGAUCUGGUCCUGGAGAUGAGGACCAGAAUCACUGGUUCAGAAGGUAGCUCUGCAAUUGGGUGAUUGACGGCGAACAGAUGACAUAUACAUAUCUGACAUACUGUGACAUGCUUAGAUCUGAUGUGAUUGGUCAAAAGACCAAUUAGUGGAAAAAAGAUCAGAAUUGAGCUGCCUGUCUAAACGCAGCCUUAGGGCCCUCUAGUAUAUCAUGGGAAACCAUUGUUUUCCACUCUGGGCUUAGCACUUGCUUUGAACAAAUCUCCCCAUGUCAUCCAUACAAGAUUUGCAUGACAUAAGAGCUCUGUGAACAACUCAAUUAAGGGUUCAUCCCAUGAUAAGCAAUCUGCAAAGUGAUACUUGUUAUGGGGCAAUUCCACGAUAACAGAAUGAUGCUGAGAUUCAGAUAUUUCACUUUAAAAUGUGUGUCAAGCAAAAACCAAUAAUUAAAGUUAAACAAACCAUACAACUUCAUGCACAAGGACUAGUUUUAACAAUUUCCACAGAACAUUUUACAAAAACACAUUUACUUGAAGAACAGUGCAGAUGCAAAGUUUGGUAACAUAAUGACAGUUUGUACCGUCAUUCUUUGCAAUCAUUGGUUAUUGUUUGGCUUAUAUUUUAAAGUGAUAAAUCAGCCUCAGCAUCAUUCUGUUACCAUGGAAUUGCCCUGUGUGGUAUGCACUGGGUGCUUCUGUAAAUGUUUGAAAUUGUGAUGAAACAUAUGUUUCAUUUUAAUGCUCUGCUAAUGAUACGCACAAAUAUUGUGAUGGACUGUUUCUCAAAAUCAAGAAUUGUAAUAGAACACAAUCUUAGGCUUGCUGUGAGAUGAAUUGUUUAAGAUGUAUUUUUAUAGAUCUAAAAACGGAGUAUUAUUCCCUCCAUUAUGUAUUCUUCUGUCUGUGUUGAAAUUAAAACAAUCAAAUGUA